UGCUGCAUGACGUCAUUUUCGCGGGAAAAGUGGGCGGAUUCAAGUCUUCAGUUUAAAACUUGUCAAGAUGGCGGCGGGCAGCCGGACGGACUUGCUUCCUUGUCCCAUUUGCGGGAAAACCUACAGCAUGGUUACAAUCAAUUCACACGUUGAUCGCUGUCUCAACGAGGGUGGGGAGAGUCAAGAACCCGCAGAGAUAGGCGUGAAACGUCCAGGCGAUGAGAGCGAUCCGCCAGCCAAGCGAUCAAAACAGGAAUCAGUCAGCGGCGGGGCCCCGCAGACGUCAGCUGGCACAUUUGGAAGUCCUACCGCCAAAGCCUCCGCCAAAGGAAAAGUUUUCUCAUCCCCACAGUCAAGUAAGACGCCCAUGUUCUUCCAGAAAAAGGGAACAACAACGUCAGCAGGGAACCAUGUACAGAAUGGCCCCAUGGUAGGCAACACUAGGUCCAAGCCGCCCAAAGAAGACUUCCGCCCCUUGGCCGAGCGUGUUCGCCCCACCUGCCUGGACCUGUAUGUCGGGCAGACCAAGGCGCUCGGUGCUGGCUCUAUGCUACGUCUGCUGGUGGAGGCACAUGACAUCCCCUCCAUGGUGCUGUGGGGGCCUCCAGGAUGUGGCAAGACAACGAUGGCCCAAAUCAUUGCAAAGAAUGCCAAGCAGCAUCAGAACAGCAGAUUCGUAGCGCUAUCGGCAACCAUGUCAGGAGUAGACGAGGUCCGAGAUGUCAUCAAGGUGGCGAAGAACGAGCAGACGAUGUUCAGGAGAAAAACCAUCCUGUUUAUCGAUGAGAUACACAGGUUUAACAAGAAACAACAGGACACAUUUCUGCCACAUGUGGAGAGUGGAACCAUCGUUUUAAUCGGGGCCACCACAGAAAACCCCUCCUUCUCCCUGAACUCUGCCCUACUGAGCCGCUGCAGGGUCAUUGUCCUGGAAAAGCUGGGGGUAGAGGAUGUGGAGCUGAUUCUGAGGAGGGCUGCCCACGCCAUAGGUGUGUGUGUAUUGGGGGAAGGAUCUGAACAAGAAGAUGCUGACAAGGAAGCAGGGGGACCAGGGACAAAACCUGUCACUAUCCAAAAGGAGGCCAUCACCACUCUAGCCCACCUGUGUGACGGAGAUGCCAGAACUGCACUGAAUGGGCUGCAGACAGCCGUCAGGUCCCAGAUGGCCAUCCACAGUAACCAUGGUGACAAGCAGGACACCCAGCCGGUGGUGGUAACGGUGGAGCACGUGAAGGAGGGACUUCAGAGGUCACAUGUCCUGUAUGAUAGAGCAGGAGAGGAGCAUUAUAACAUCAUUUCUGCCAUGCACAAGUCCAUCCGUGGGUCUGAUGCCAAUGCUGCGCUGUACUGGUUGGCCCGUAUGCUGGCUGGAGGGGAGGACCCACUCUAUGUGGCCAGAAGGCUCAUCAGGUGUGCCAGUGAGGAUGUUGGGCUAGCAGACCCUUCUGCACUGGUACAGGCAGUGGCCACCUACCAAGCCUGCCAUUCUAUUGGCAUGCCAGAGUGUGAGGUUAUUCUAGCCCAGUGUGUGGUGUACCUCGCCAGGGCUCCCAAGUCUGUAGAAGUUUACACUGCUUACACCAAUGCCAAACAGCAUGUGGAAAGACAUCAAGGACCUUUACCAGGUGUCCCCCUGCACCUGCGGAAUGCUCCCACCUGCCUGAUGAAGGACCUGGGUUAUGGGAAGGGGUACAAGUACAACCCAGCAUACUCUGAACCAGUGGAGCAGGACUACCUGCCCAGGGAGCUCCUGGGGACUGACUUCUUCACACACCAGAAGACAGAUACAAGCUACAUGUAAAACCUGCAAGCUACAUUCAAAAUCUACAAACAACAUGUAUAACCUAGAAGUUACAUGCAGAAUAUACAAGUUACACGUAAAACCUAAAAGUUACGUUGAAAAUCUACAAGUUAUAUGUAAAAGAUAUAAGCUGAAUGUAAAAUCUGCAAGCUACAUUCAAAAUCUACAAACUACAUGUAUAACCUAAAAGUUACAUGUAGAACAUACAAGUUUCAUGUAAAACCUAAAAGUUACAUGUAGAACAUGUACAGUUACAGGUUAGAUAUGCAAAGGAACUUUCAUGUUACAUUAGUUGUGCCAUAUGUGAGGUUUACAUUGAACGUAAUCUGUAAUGUAUGACUGUAUCC
This is a messenger RNA of Branchiostoma floridae (Florida lancelet), 2148 nucleotides long. Its product is annotated as ATPase WRNIP1-like. NCBI's taxonomy places the organism in Eukaryota, Metazoa, Chordata, Leptocardii, Amphioxiformes, Branchiostomatidae. The record is from RefSeq and is a predicted model, not a curated record. The transcript has 9 exons. Gene Ontology annotation, molecular function: single-stranded DNA helicase activity; ATP hydrolysis activity; ATP binding. Gene Ontology annotation, cellular component: nucleus. Bases 68 to 1801 code for a protein of 577 amino acids. Gene Ontology annotation, biological process: DNA repair; regulation of DNA repair; DNA-templated DNA replication.